Messenger RNA from Bradysia coprophila, 1362 nucleotides. Its product is annotated as short-chain dehydrogenase/reductase family 16C member 6. Gene Ontology annotation, molecular function: oxidoreductase activity, acting on the CH-OH group of donors, NAD or NADP as acceptor. The record is from RefSeq and is a predicted model, not a curated record. Gene Ontology annotation, cellular component: lipid droplet. Lineage: Eukaryota; Metazoa; Arthropoda; Insecta; Diptera; Sciaridae.
AUUGUUGAGCCGUGAGCGGACGGUGAUUGUAGGUAGUUUUAUGUUGCCAUUUCUUUAAUACCAUCUGAUGUGUCGCCGUAUAGUGUUGAAUGAAGAGAAACCAUCGACCAUUCGGUAUUAGACUCGACGGUAGUGAGGUUCAGUUAAAUCGAAGAGAAUUCAUUUCGCUCUGUGGAAUUACAAACGAAGCCACGGUACUGUAACGGUAAAUUCAGUGUAGAGAAAUUGUGUGCCGACGAAAAUAAUUUGUGAAGUGAUUUGAAUGAGACGUUGUUAAUUGGAAAAUAAAAUAAAAAUCGCACAUCACAAUGAGUGAAACGAUGUAUGGUAGUGUGUACGAAGAGAUCACAUCGUUGUUUGUUGACACGAUGGUCUUUCUGUUCAAAUCGAUAUUUUUCCUAUUGGAGUCAUUCUAUCUCACAAUAUUGCCGAACCGAUAUAGGAAACUGAAGGAUGUCACAGGUCACGUGGUAUUGAUUACGGGAGGCGGUGGAGGUGUUGGAGCGAAUCUAGCCAAAAAUUUUGCCAAACUAAAUGCGCGAGUGGUCAUUUGGGAUAUUAACAAAGAUGCCAUAAAAACAACUGUUGAUCUUCUGGCCCGGCAUAACCUGGAAUGUAAGUCAUAUGUUGUGGAUAUUUCCAAUCGUGAACAAGUCAACGAAACUGCUAGACGUGUAAAAGACGAAAUUGGAAAUGUAGACAUUCUUAUAAACAAUGCUGGUAUUGUGGCAUGUAAACCAUUAUGGGAACUCCCGGAAAAGGCGAUCGAAAACACUUAUUCCGUCAAUAUAUUAUCACACUACUGGACGGUGAAGGCCUUCCUACCGGAAAUGAUGGAAAUAAACCGCGGUCACAUUGUCACAGUUGGUUCAGUUGCUGGACUUUUAGGAACCUACGGAUGUACCGACUACAGUGGAACUAAAUUCGCUUGUGUCGGCCUCCACGAAAGUCUUUACAGUGAACUGAAAACACAUGGAUACGAUAACAUUCAUCUGACAUUGGUGUGUCCGUAUUACAUCAACACCGGAAUGUUCUCUGGCGUGAAGCCACGACUAAUGCCGAUGUUGGAGCCAGACUAUGUUGCUGAUCAGAUAGCAUUGUCUGUUCAGAAAAAUGAAGUUAACUGCACGUUACCUGCAAGCACUAGGAUGUUGCUGCCAUUGAAAUGUUUGUUGCCCGCAAAAAUGUGCUGGGAAUUGAUGUCACGCGUGAUGAAAGGUCCCACAUCAAUGAGAAUGUUCAAAGGACGCGGACGAGUAGCAGCUGGUUAGAAUAUAAUUUCGAAUGAUUGAUUUAUUAUUUUAUGCUUUACCUUCUAAGUUGGCUAGGCUUUUUAGGGCUUGAAUCGAACAGAAAGAAAAA